AUGUCCUCCCGCAGCCCCGACCGCUCUCGGCCGAGUCGGUCCAGCCGGUCCUCCCGGCGAGACCGAUCGGUGUCGGAGUCUCGGUCGCGGUCCCCCUCGCGCCGGAGCGACCGCGACCGCGGCCGUGACCGCAAUGUCAGUCGCAGCCGCAGCCGCAGCCGCAGCCGCAGUCGCGAUCGCAGCUCUCGGAGCAGUGGGCGCCGCUCGAGCCGACGUCGGAGCGAUCGUCGGCGCUCUCGCUCCCGCUCCCGCUCCCGGUCGCUGGAUUAUUCCUCGGACGAGGACGAUCGUGACCGGCGGUCCUCUCGGAGGUCUCGGCGGUCGCGUCGCGACCGGUCACGCUCGCGCGACCGCCGGCGGUCCUCUCGGCGCAAGUCCUCCCGCCGGUCGCCUGAGCGCCGGUCCUCCUCUCGUCGCAUCGUCCUGUCGGACGACGAGUUUGACCUGGACGGUGACAGCCGCCCGGCGCCCGGGUCCGCCUCUGCCGCUCCUUCGGCAGACCUCUUUGUUUGGUCGAAGAAGAUCCAGCAUGAAAAGAAGACCCUCGGCCUGACCGCCAGCCAGAUCGCCGCUCGCAAUGAGGAGCGCCGGAACCGGUGCAUUAAAGAGGCCGCUGAGCUGCGUCUCCGUCGCCAGCAGCUGGAUGAACAGCGCGCCCUGAUGGGACAUGCAUCACUCACCGAGAAGGAGGAGGCCUUGAUGCGUGAGCAUUCGCGUAAGGAGGCCGAGUUUAACGUCCGCCAGGCACGCGCUCGUGCUGAGAUCCGCGUCCGCUCCGGCCGUGCCAAGCCCAUCGACAUCAUUGCACUUUGCCUGGACAUCCGCCCCCCCUCACGUCAUGGCGACAUGAAGAGUGACUUGGCCGCCGCCGGGGAUGCUGGCCCCGAUGGGGCCCGCUCCACUCCGCAGGAGGAGGAAGAUCCCGAGGACGGCCUGGAUGUGGAGGUUGCCAUCGACGACCCGGCCGAAGUUUUCCAGGGCCUGACCUUGGAGGAGCUGGACGAGCUGACUUCGGAAAUCCAGUUCUUCCACGAGAUCGACACCGAGCAGUUCCCCGCCUUCUGGUCGAACUUGCUGAUCAUCUGCCAGGAUGAGCGCGCAAAGCUGAUUGCCGGCUCGACGGUCAGCACGACGGUCGCCGGGGUGCAUGGCGAUGCCGCCGUCGCCAUCGAGAAGCUACUGGGUGGCAAGACCACCAAGCAGCUUGAUGAGAUCAAGCUCGAUGUCCAGCAGAAGCUGCGCUCUUCGUCGCUUGUGGACACGGACUUCUGGAACUCCGUCGCCAAGGCCAUCCACGUUUAUCGCGCUCGGGCUCGAGUGCGGGAAAUCCAUGUGGAGCAGCUGGCCCAGCGCCUGGAACGUCUGGAGCGUUUGGAGAAGCGCGGCAGCCGACGCGCCGCGGCGCCUGAGACGGACGCCUUCGGCCGAGAUGCAGCCCUGGCCCGGCCCGCGGCCGACGCCGGCGACCGGCCGGAAGAGGAGCCGGAGGAGGAGGUCUAUGGUGGCCUGGCCCCGCGUCCGGUGGUGACCGUGGCGCAGCUGAUGCAGCAGCGCCGGCAUCACGAGGAGAGCGGUGGCGACCUGGUGGAUGUCCGGCAGCUGGACGACCCGUCGGUCCCGGUCACUGGCGAGGAUUUCGAUCCAUCCGACACUGCCAUCGAAAUGUACUCCACCGAGCGCCGGAAGGGCCUCAGCGAGGACGAGCAGCUCUUCAACGAUCUCAUCAGUCUCGACACAUUGGGUGGCAGCGAUGGCAACCAGCUGUCUACCAUGCUGGCCGGGGACAAGUACCGCCCCCGGAAACCGCGGUAUUUCAAUCGCGUGCAAACCGGCUUCGACUGGAACAAGUACAACAAGACCCACUACGACCGGGACAACCCCCCGCCGAAGGUUAUCUUCGGCUACAAGUUCAACAUCUUCUACCCCGACCUCAUCGACCCCCGGGCAACGCCCACAUACACUCGUCUUCCGGAUCCCGAGGCGCCGCCUGGGCCGGACCCCCCGACGGAGAUCCUCAAGAUCAGCGCCGGGGCGCCGUACGAGGAUAUUGCCUUCCGUAUCAUGCGCAAGAAGUGGGAGAUGGCCCCGCGGAAGGGCUUCCGCUGCUCGUUCGAUCGUGGCGUUCUGCAGCUUCACUUCAACUUCCGUCGACUCCGCUAUCGGAAGUAAGCUGUCGAAGUGGCGGCGGGCCAUGCAUGGGGCAGUCAGCAUUGUCUCUUCUUCUUUUUUUUCGAUACCCCGCACGCUACACGCACUUUGGCCGGUGCCUGUGUGUCAGUGUUCUCGCGGCCCCGAUGCCAUCUCUAUAUAUAAACAUGCAUUCAUACAUCCACA
Messenger RNA from Fonticula alba, 2334 nucleotides. RefSeq lists its product as hypothetical. Gene Ontology annotation, biological process: mRNA cis splicing, via spliceosome. Gene Ontology annotation, molecular function: protein binding. Lineage: Eukaryota; Rotosphaerida; Fonticulaceae. Bases 1 to 2169 code for a protein of 722 amino acids. The transcript has 7 exons. The record is from RefSeq and is a predicted model, not a curated record. Gene Ontology annotation, cellular component: cytoplasm; spliceosomal complex.